Messenger RNA from Arabidopsis arenosa, 1555 nucleotides. The record is from the annotation of a GenBank genome assembly. Lineage: Eukaryota; Viridiplantae; Streptophyta; Magnoliopsida; Brassicales; Brassicaceae.
AACGUCGUCGUGUCUGUUUUUGUCACAGAUCUGUUAUACAACAGUUAUGUCUCCGUCGACGGCGGCGAUCAUCGUCGGUCCCAUCUUAGCGGUGGACGCCACCGUAUCUCACGCAAUUCACACGGCGGCGAAACCAUUCCUUCCACCAUUUCUCCUCCUCCUCCUAGAAAUCUCCGCCGAUUUUCGAUUCUCCUUCCCUGUAUCUCUUUCCCUCCUCCUCUCCCCUCCCUUACGCCCCUUCCUCAUCCCUUUCCUCCUCGGCCUCCUCCUCGAUCUAAUCUUAAUCGCAUUAGUGAAAUUAAUCUUCCGUCGUGCUCGUCCCGCUUACAAUCACCCUUCAAUGUCCGCCGCCGUAACUGCUGAUCACUACUCGUUUCCUUCAGGUCACGCGUCUCGCGUCUUCUUCGUUGCCGCUUCCGUUCACUUCUUCUCUGCUGCUGCUGAAGUUACAAUGGUAGAUCCGAGCUACUCUUUCUUAGAUGGUUGGAUCAGAGAUAAUCACGAUGGCGAUGUCAAACCAGAAGUUGUGGUGGUUGUAUGGAUCUGGGCAACAGUGACUGCAAUUUCAAGGAUUCUCUUAGGAAGACAUUAUGUUCUCGAUGUAGCUGCUGGUGCUUGCUUUGGGAUUGUAGAAGCUCUCUUUGCUCUUCGAUUUCUGAGAUUUGAACUCUUUGGAAGGUAACAAAAGUAUCCAAAAUGUUCUUGUUGUUGUUUUCAACAAAUUGCUGUAAUUUGAAAUUGUUUCGAUUACAUUGAGAAGAAGAAUUGUAUUGUUCAUGAAUCAAAGAUUGUUCCUUUUGUUUGACUACAAUGCUUUUGUAUGAAAUCUUGUGUUAUAUAAUCCUUAAUGUGAUUAAUGAGAGAUCUUAUACACUUGCAUCGUAAUCGAGCUAGGCCUGAAACAUUGAAAGGCUAAACCUUUUCCACAUGAUGUUAUUGUGUUUGAAACAAUGAACUUGAGGAUGAAUGUAAUCUUCUUAGCUUACUUUUGUAGUUUGUGGAGAUUUUACCAUGUUCGAUAUAUGUAACUUCUCUCCGUUGUUUCGAGCUUCGGAAAGAUAAAUUGAGGAAUAAUAAACACUAGCAUGUGGAAUGUUGGGAAUGAGACCAUGCCUGAUUGAUUAGAUGUUUUUCGUUACUGUGAACAUGCUAUGCUUGCCAAUAUCUGUGGUUCCUCUGCGUUUGGGAAUAUUUCUUACCUGUAACUAGGUUUCUUUAUCUUUGCUCUCAUUCUUAGUGUAGCCAACAUAUUCUGUACUAUGUUACAGAGUCUUUCGUUAUCGUCAGAUAAGAAAACCGUUGUUAAAUUUGCCAGAAUCAAAUGAUUGAUUCAUCCGAUGCUUUCGCUUUGUUGGAUAUACUUUUGCAAGCUCGGUCACAGGUUUUCACUCGAAUCUCUACCUCUUUGUGUUGCAUUUGGUUUGCUAAUCUCAUAUUUUGUCUAAGGUUUGUGAAAGUUAUGCAUCUUCUAGGCCUAGGUUUGUAAUUAUAGGUAUUUGUUUCAACAUGUAAUCUAAGUACAUCAAAGGUUCAGUAAUAACUUCGAAUGUUUAAG